GUUGAUACCCUACCCCCAUGUCGUCUGCGCCGCGCUGGGUUGAAGCCAUCAACAAGGCUCUCGGCCACCCCGAUAACAAGGGCAAGAUCAUAUAUCAGAUCGCGACCGUUGAUACCAAUGGGCAACCCCGCGUUCGCUCUCAAGUUCACCGUGGCUUUAUGGAGCCCGAUGGCCAUCCCGAGCUCCCCAUCCUGGUGACCUCUACCGACGCCCGCACGCCGAAGGUGGGCCAGCUACACUCCCACCAGCGCACCGAACUCGCUUGGUGGAUGGAAGGCUCUCAAGACCAAUUCCGCAUCUCGGGAAUCACGCACAUUUUCCCCUCCCCCGCUCAGGGUGCUCCGGGCAACGGCCCGACGCCUAUCGCAGACGAGGCGAUCGCGUUGAAGCUCCUCCAGAACUCGGGGUUCGAUUGGGAGGCGAAGAGGAAGGAGACGUUCGAUGGCAUGAAACCAGGCAUGCGCGCCAGCUGGGCCAUUCCGUAUCCCCCUGGCACAUUCCUUCCAAGCUAUGACGAGCAGAAGAAGUGGCCGAAAGAAGUUCCACUUGAACAGGACGCGAAGACAGACGAGGACAAGAAGAACAUUGACUUCGCGUUCCGUAACUUUGCCUUGAUGUUAUUCGAGCCUGUCCAAGUCGAUUGGGUUGCCUUGGGCGUACACCCCAAUCAAAGGAUCAAGUUUACCAGGGACGAAGGGGUUUGGAUCGAGCAGCAGGUUGUGCCGUGAGUGCACGCUUCACGUCUUUGUUGCCGCAGACCCGCGUAUACGUGUCGUAGCAUCGGAAGGGACGGUGUCCUGGAAGCCGGAAACCAACAUGUAGCAUAUUCAGCAUUGUAGCUUCUCGGAGAAUUCAGUCAUCACGACUGUCCCCAGUCUGGGGGUAAUAUGAAUCAAUGGUAG
This is a messenger RNA of Dichomitus squalens LYAD-421 SS1, 902 nucleotides long. RefSeq lists its product as uncharacterized. Lineage: Eukaryota; Fungi; Basidiomycota; Agaricomycetes; Polyporales; Polyporaceae. The record is from RefSeq and is a predicted model, not a curated record. The transcript has 2 exons. The coding region runs from base 18 to 728 and encodes 236 amino acids. Gene Ontology annotation, molecular function: FMN binding.